AUGGCGACACACCGAUUCGACCCCAAUUUCACCGACAAUGUUAUUAACUCUAUGGGUCCGAAGACCUCACCGCGCCUGCGCCAGCUCAUGACUGGAUUAAUCCGCCAUGUACACGACUUUGCGCGCGAGAAUGAGCUGACCGUUGAUGAGUGGAUGGCCGGUGUCAAGCUGCUCAACUGGGCCGGACAGAUGAGCGACGAUAAGCGCAAUGAGGGGCAACUGGUCUGCGACGUGAUCGGACUUGAAUCGCUUGUGGAUGAGAUUACUUUUACUUUGGCUGAUGAGGCUAAGGAUGCGCCUACCGCCACUGCUAUUCUUGGGCCGUUCUUCCGUGCGGAUACCCCAUACCGUGCGAACGGCGCCGAUAUCGUCGUGACUAAGCCCAAGGACGGCGAGAUGGCCUUCAUGCACGGCCGCGUUGUGGAUUUUGCUACUCAGAAGCCUCUCGUUGGUGCCAUCGUCGAGGUGUGGCAGGCUUCAACAAAUGGAUUGUAUGAGCAGCAGGACUCUGAGCAAGUUGAAUUCAACUUGCGCGGCAAGUUCAAGACCGAUGCUGAUGGGCGGUACUACUUCUACUGCUUGCGGCCGACACCUUACCCUGUUCCUGGCGAUGGGCCCGCUGGAAAGUUGUUGGAGCUUAUGGACCGCCACCCCUUCCGCCCUGCUCAUAUUCACAUUAUGGCUACUUGCGACGGCUACCGUCCUCUUACUACCCAGAUCUUUGACCGCAAGGACAAGUACCUGGACAACGACUCCGUGUUUGCAGUGAAGGACUCGCUGGUUGUAGACUUCGUCCCACGGGAGGGCGAUGCCCAAGCCGGCCUUGAGCUCAACUAUGACGUUAAGCUUGUGGCUGACGUACAAACCAACGGCGCAUGA
This is a messenger RNA of Penicillium longicatenatum, 879 nucleotides long. Its product is annotated as intradiol ring-cleavage dioxygenase. The transcript is spliced from 4 exons. The coding region runs from base 1 to 879 and encodes 292 amino acids. The record is from RefSeq and is a predicted model, not a curated record. Gene Ontology annotation, biological process: catechol-containing compound metabolic process. Gene Ontology annotation, molecular function: ferric iron binding; catechol 1,2-dioxygenase activity. NCBI's taxonomy places the organism in Eukaryota, Fungi, Ascomycota, Eurotiomycetes, Eurotiales, Aspergillaceae.